Molecule: messenger RNA, 2653 nt
Organism: Anoplopoma fimbria (sablefish)
Lineage: Eukaryota; Metazoa; Chordata; Actinopteri; Perciformes; Anoplopomatidae
Gene: lpxn
Product: leupaxin
Exons: 9
Coding region: 90-1304 (404 amino acids)
Biological process (GO): muscle structure development; actin cytoskeleton organization
Cellular component (GO): adherens junction; Z disc; stress fiber
Molecular function (GO): actin binding; muscle alpha-actinin binding
Source: RefSeq, a predicted model, not a curated record
UCGAUCAGAUGAGAAUUUGAGCUGGUUAGUAACUAACCAUCAUCAAAAAAGAAAAACCACACUCUCAAGUGGUGGAAGCAGGAGACAACAUGGACGAGCUCGAUUUGCUGUUGGAGGAGUUGGCCCUGAAUUCAGCGAGUUCAGAAAGUGUCAAAGAAAACACCAGCAAUGACUCAGCCAGUAAAGAGUUUGUAAUCUUGUCCACAGGUGCCAGGUGCAGUUUUCGGUGGAUUUACCAAAAGGGAAAUGUCCCAGUCAGCUUCAAUGUUUACAGUGAUCUGCCGGCUCCUGUGGCAGCUUCCCUGACUCCUGACUCUCCCACUCAGGAGCUGGACGCUAUCUUGCAGGAUAUGCUGGGUCUGGGACAAGGGGACCCAGUGUCUUCAACAACCCCACCACCUCUUAUACAAAAACAGUCUGUGAAAAGGAAAACAGAAGGUGGACAACAAGAGAACAAGGAGAGCAGCAGAAGCAGCACAACAGCUUCAGACGCAAGCGCCUCGACCAAGAGCAAGAAAACUGAUACAAUAGAUGAGCUGCUGGGAGGGCUGAGCUCUGAUUUGGAGAAGAUUGGCGUACGAACCACAGCCAAGGGCCAUUGUGCUUCUUGCAACAAAUGCAUCGUGGGAAAGAUGAUCACGGCGCUGGGUGCAGUGUGGCACCCUGAGCACUUUGUGUGUGUGGCGUGUAAGGUGGAGCUGAGCACCACAGGCUUCUUUGAGAGAGAGGGACAGCCGUACUGUGACAAAGACUACCAUCAGCUCUUCUCUCCUCGUUGUGCCUACUGCAAGGGGCCCAUUGUGCAGAACAUCCUGACAGCUCUGGACCAGACCUGGCACCCUGAGCACUUCUUCUGUACACACUGUGGAGGCCUGUUUGGACCCGAUGGUUUCCUAGAAAAGGAUGGGAAGCCCUACUGUUGCAAGGACUUCUACAACCUCUUUGCGCCCAAGUGCUCGGGCUGUGGGGUGUCAGUGAGGGAGAACUACCUGACUGCAGCCAACGGCACCUGGCAUCCAGAGUGCUUCGUCUGCGCGGACUGCCUGAAGCCCUUCAAUGACGGCUGUUUCAUGGAGCUGGAUGGUCGACCGCUCUGCUCGCAGGACUUCCACUCCCGGCAGGGCACUCUGUGUGGCAGCUGCAGUGAGCCAAUCACAGGCCGCUGCAUCUCUGCUCUGGAUCGCAAGUUUCACCCGGAGCACUUUGUGUGCGCCUUCUGUCUGCGGCAGCUCAGCCAAGGCAUCUUCAAGGAGCAGAAAGGGAAGGCAUACUGCUCGGCUUGCUAUGACAAACUCUUUGUGUGAGACAUGCAGUACGUAAUGUACAAAUAACGCAACAGAAACCAAUUAAAGUCAUCAAUGAGAUUAUAAUUUCCCUAUAGUAGGAAUGAUACAUUAAAUGAGGCAACUAUACUAUUAUUACAUUACAGGAGUUCAUUUUCAUUAGUACAGAUGCACAAUAUAAGUUUCCUUUUUUUCAUCAAGAUACCUGACAUUUUCAUGAAUUACAAACGAAAGUGUGCAACAUGAAAUGUGACAUUAAUUGUUAAUAGAUUUUGAAAAAUAAUCAAGGAGAAAAUGCUCACAAUAUAACGACGUGUUUAAAACAAAUGGAAAAUACCUAUUCCCCAUGAUAAUAACAUUGAAGGAACAUUUCACAUAUGUGAUCUUUGGAUGGUUCUAAUAGGUGUGUUGCUGACACUUGCACUAAAUUAUAUAGGAUCUCAUACAUCAUGAUCACAUAAAAUUCAUAAAUGGAGAAAAAGAAAAACACAGAGGUGCAGUUUUAAUCCAUGGUCUCCAUUAAACUAUCCUCAGUCAAGACUUGGCAGUCUGGAGAUACUCUCUGGCAGUAUGGAGCAGCUCGUCAGUGGGGCUUGUCUAUGUGUCCUGAUAGCUUGUAUUGGCAGUGACUGGCAUGAAAUCGGCAUGCCAACCUCAGUUUCCUCUUACUCUGACUUACCAUUUGGCCCCUGGCAUGCGCUGGAUUCAAACAACCUCUUCAUUCUCCACACAGGCUCCUUUGUAGACGCCUAUAGAAGAUUAAUGAAGGUGGUGAUGGGACCUCCUUCACAUCACUGCAUCUCUUUUACAUCACCUUCACUGUUGGGGGAUGAAUCAGCCACAAAGUGCUUUAGAGUCAAUUCUUUUUUGUGAUGCACUUUGCAAGUCUGGGCCCAAUUUUCUUUUGUUUCCUGACAUUUUAUUUGUUCACUCCCACUGAUAACUAAUGGUUUUGAUGAUAUGUUGAUAAAUUUGCAGCCCAGUUAGAAUGAAGUGCAAAAUGUUUAAUGUAUUUAAAUGUGAGAAUUUGUUGUCAGUACUGCAGAACGCAUCAUAAAAAAAUUAAUGUUUUCAUUAAUACAAACAAUUAUUUACAAAUGCACUUAUUACAAUAAGGUCUUGAUUUUGAGUCAUCUGUCCUAUUUCAGGAGGAGAAAAUGAUUUUGCCAUCAACUGUAGUAAAUACUUAACUGGAGCAGAGGUUUAUGAAAACAAAUAACAAUAAAAUGAACAUAUUAUGCUGAUCUUAAGCUUCAGACUUUUUUUCUAGAACAUGUUUAAAUGCUUUAAUGUUCAAAUCCUAAUGAGCCUGCAUGUGGUAUAGACAGGGGAGACAAAUCUGAAUGGCUUGUUAAAUAAAAUGUUUCCUG